This is a messenger RNA of Alternaria atra, 1314 nucleotides long. RefSeq lists its product as uncharacterized. The transcript has 2 exons. Lineage: Eukaryota; Fungi; Ascomycota; Dothideomycetes; Pleosporales; Pleosporaceae. The record is from RefSeq and is a predicted model, not a curated record. The coding region runs from base 1 to 1314 and encodes 437 amino acids.
AUGGAGUUUGCGCGAAGGCAGGCAUCGUCUCCAUUGGCUGACGGUGUAGCAACUCCAGUAUCAUCAGCAACAACAUUGCAGUCGACUAUCCCAAGCGCAAUUACGCCGGCUCCAGCAUCGACGCCGAUAGUGCCAGCCGAGACCCUACCUGUCAAUCCACCCGAUUGUGCUUGGGUUGAGUCGUUGAAAAAAAAUGUAUGUUCCUCAACUGCAGUAACUCCUGAGGGCUCACCAUCCGUGGUGUCGACACCUGGUACGCCCGCUGUACAGACAGCCGAUCCAAAGUCCACGAUUUCAUCCAUAGCCCUUCAACCACCUCAGAAUAACAAUGCUACGGGUCCAGUUGACAAGCCUUCUGAUACGCCACGAGCUGCCAAUGGAUUAUCUGGAGGCGCGGUUGCCGGGGUGGCUAUUGGAAUGUUGAUCGUCGGUUUGCUCAUCGCCGGAGCCGUAUUCUUCUUCUUGCUACGCCGUCAGAAUAAGAAACGAUACGACUCAGUCCAAGCAUACCCACCACCUCAUGCACUCGGCAAUGGCGCUGCUGGGAUCUCGGAGAAAGGCCCAACAGUUGUCACCAGCGCUUAUGCUACGAACAUCGAUGAUAUGCUACCUCAGCCCGUGGCAGACGACACUAUCACAGACGCAGCCCUGAAAAUUCGGGACAACAUCAAGAACCACGUCCGCACUUACUAUCAUGUCUCUCCUGUUCCGGUAGCCAGUAUCAACCAGGCGGACAUGGGAGAGCUAGCGGCCGCAACUGGCACAAGUUCUGCCAUGCUUGCGAGCAUGCUCUCGAACAUCUCGACCCGAGCCGAGACGCUUCGCCUCGUUGUCGCCUGGGUUGUGCUAUCUCGAUGCACCGGAGAGCGUAAUGAGAGUUUGUUGCCUGAAGAGCUUGCGACGAUUGCCACAGCCAUACCAGGAAGAGAUGGUAACAAUGUUGCUCAGUCAGCCAUGUACAGCAAAUGGAAGACCAUAACUGGAGCUCUGUUGCAUGAACGAAUCGGCCAGAACGCACAGGAUCCAGCCCGAAAGCAAAGGUUCGCUGGCGCGACUGUGGAUCUGGAAUCUAUCGUGGCGCCCUUUGUGCAGAGUGGCUUGGAAGCUCAGCGUAGCAAGAAUCUGGACAUGAUUCUCACGCGAUCGGCAAACUUCACGUUCCUACUCUUUUCACAACCUGGUACAUUCCACUUUGAGUUCUCGAGCGAGCAUGGGGGGUUGGUAGUGUUUCCAGGUCUGGUACAGACGAUCGGAGACCAGGGGCAAGUGCUGGGGCAGUCGCGCGUGCUUCUGGAGAAGGAGAUCGCAGCAUGA